CUCCGAUCUAAAGAGUUCGUUGCACGACCUUUUCUUAAUUGGACAUACAAGUCUAAUUACAGCAACUUCCCCGUAGUUUUUGAGAAUUGCCCUUUACUCCCUGACAUUUAAGGAUACUAAAAUCUGUAAAAUUUUUCCUUUAUUUAAAAAUUUCUUCCAAAUGAAACUUUCAAUCUUUGCAUUCCACAUAAUCUAAAUAUUAUUUGUUUAUAGAAUGUAGAGUUGUUUGGUUGAAGAGGUACUAUAUUUUAGAGUUUAUUGUACUGUAUUUUUUUUUAAGUAUUGCGUUUGGGAUGCUCUAAUUGACUCAUCAAGGGGCCUAAUUUCGGGUUUCGAUAAAUUCAUAAAAGCGAUCCUUGUAAUUUCUAUGAUCUUCGGGCUAUGGAGGCAAGUCUUUCAAUACACCAUACUUGCCGCAGCUUGAUCACCCUCAAUAACCAUCAACAAUCUUCCCGCCAUAGGCACCGGCAACGGCCCAGCCACCGUCUUCCCUUUGUUCUUGCUGUUCUGAGCCAGGAACCACCCAGGCUAAUAGAACCAUCAACUUCCGGCUCGAAGAGUGUGUACCAUGAUAACUGGUACGACCGGAUCGCCAUCAAUCACCUCUCUCAAAAUUUCCAAACUAUAGCAGGUACGAUUAGUAAAAGGAAUGGGUAUGAUGGAUUGGUGGAGGCGGCCGGAGCCGUAUAUCGGAAGUUUACUCCGACGGAGCAAGGAAACGUCGUUAUUCAAACUCUAGAGAAGGCCUUCCCUCGCCCUAUACUUUCUUUGAUAAAGCUGCUUCUCCCACAAUCUCAAUUUGCAAGAGAAUAUUUUGCUUUGUUCACUACCGUGUUCUUUGCUUGGUUAAUAGGCCCCUGUGAGGUGAAAGAGUCAGAGUUUGAGGGCAGACAAGAGAAGAAUGUCGUUCACAUUAAGAAAUGCAGGUUCUUAGAGGGGACAAAUUGUGUAGGAAUGUGCACUAAUCUUUGCAAAAUGCCAUCCCAAGUGUUCAUUAAAGACUCUCUCGGCAUGCCUCUCAACAUGGUUCCUAAUUUUGAAGAUAUGAGCUGUGAGAUGAUAUUUGGUGAGGAACCUCCUUUACGAAUCCAUGACCCUGCAUUUACCCAGCCGUGCUUCAAACUAUGUAAAGCUUCUGAAUCUGGUCUAGAUUAA
This is a messenger RNA of Oldenlandia corymbosa var. corymbosa, 1155 nucleotides long. Lineage: Eukaryota; Viridiplantae; Streptophyta; Magnoliopsida; Gentianales; Rubiaceae. The record is from the annotation of a GenBank genome assembly.